Messenger RNA from Electrophorus electricus (electric eel), 6315 nucleotides. RefSeq names its product transient receptor potential cation channel, subfamily M, member 6 (gene trpm6). The record is from RefSeq and is a predicted model, not a curated record. NCBI's taxonomy places the organism in Eukaryota, Metazoa, Chordata, Actinopteri, Gymnotiformes, Gymnotidae. Gene Ontology annotation, molecular function: ATP binding; monoatomic cation channel activity; protein serine/threonine kinase activity. Gene Ontology annotation, biological process: protein phosphorylation; protein tetramerization; monoatomic cation transmembrane transport. Gene Ontology annotation, cellular component: plasma membrane; apical plasma membrane.
GAUAACUGUGUGCGCGCUCGUGAAGGUGAGUGGCGUGGAUGAAGGAGUCCAACAACCUUGAAGAACGCAUGUCCAGCCGAAUAAACAGGCGACAGAUGGAGCCUGGAAAAUCAUGGAUCCAGACAACCUUUUACAAGAGGGAGUGUGUGAAAUUUUUGCCGGUGUCAUGGGUCGAUCACAGGUGUUCUCCUGUUUGCCACGUUUGCCAGAACUUAAUCAGAUGCUGUUGUGGAAGGCUAAUUGGGGAACAUGUGGAGCUUGACUCCAUGUCUCGGGGCCGAGGCCCCGCCCCACCCAUGUCGUCUCCGCCCUCAGGUGACAGGGAGGAUUGGUCUGUGACCAAGCACACCAAGGCCAGCUCCACCGAUGCCUUUGGCUCAAUCGACUUCCAGGGCAGCACCAAGCGGACCUGCCGUGCCAAGUACGUGCGUCUGUCCUGCGACGCUAAGCCAGAGCAGUUGCUGUGUCUGAUGCUGAGAGAAUGGAACCUAGCUCCACCCAAGCUGGUGAUCUCCAUACACGGUGGGUUGGAGAACUUCCCUCUCCCACAGCGAGUGGGCCAGGCUUUCAGCAAGGGCCUUAUCAGAGCUGCUGAGACAACUGGAGCCUGGAUCCUCACAGAUGGGUUCAAUACAGGAGUUUCUAUGUAUGUUGGAGAUGCCGUGAAACUCUAUGGUACCCAUGAGCGCAGGAAGAGAAAUGUCAUUGGGGUUACGCCAUGGGGCCUGGUGGAGAAUCACAGGGACCUCAUAGGACAAGACGUCUUGCGACACUACCACACCCUGGGUAAUCCCCUGAGCAAGCGCUCCAGUCUCAAUUGCCUGCAUUCACACUUCCUGUUAGUGGAUGAUGGAACUCUGGGUAAAUCAGGAGGCCAGCUGGAGCUGAGGAGGAGGCUAGAGAGACACCUCCACCGGCAGAGGAUCCACCCCAGACUGGGACAGAGAGUUCCCGUGGUGUGUGUGGUGGUGGAGGGGGGUCCCCCUGUUCUCUCCCUGGUGCUGGAGUAUGUGAGCAGGACUCCCCCUGUGCCCGUCAUCGUGUUUGAGGGCACAGGCCGGGCAGCAGACCUGCUGGCUCUGAUCCACAAACAAACCGCUGUAGACAGGAAGCUAGACACUGACAUUAAGGAGGAUUUCCUGCUGCGGGUCCAGGCCGUGUUCGGGGUGGGGAGGCCAGAAGCCUCUCAACUCUUCACUGUGCUCACCAGUUGCAUGGGGCACAGGGAGAUGAUCACCAUUUUUGACUCUGAAUCGGAGGACCAUCUGGAACCGGAUGUGGCCAUUCUGACAGCCUCACUGAGAGGCACACCAGCUGAUCAGCUGAGCAUCACCUUGGCCUGGGACAGGGCAGACAUUGCUCAGGAGCAUAUCCUGGUAUAUGGGCAGCAAUGGAAGGUGGGGGCCCUGGAACAAGCCAUGCUCAAUGCUCUGUUGAUGGACCGUGUGGGCUUUGUGAAACUGCUCAUUGAGAAUGGCAUAACUCUGAAGCACUUCCUGACCGUGUCACGCUUGGAGGAACUCUACAACACGCAGCAAGGCUCUCCAGAUAAUUUCCUUUAUCAUAUAAUUGAGGAAGCCAAAAAGUGCCGUCUUUCUGUGGGACAUAAAAUUUCUCUCAUUGACAUCGGCAUGGCGAUCGAAUACUUGAUUGGGGGAGCAUAUCGAAGCACCUACAUGCGCAAGAGCUUCCGUGCUGUAUACAACCAAAUUCAUUCCGCACUGAAGGAGGCCAGCCAGGAGGGCUCGGGGAUGGUGGGUAAGCCCAGAAAGCGCGGCGUGGACCCAGCAACAGCUCCUCAGACCCAGCCCCCCUUCUUCCGCACGGCAGAGCCCUAUAGGCGCAAGCAGGAGAACCCGUCUCUGCCCCAUGAACUGGAGCUGGCAUCGCCAGCCGAGCUGGGAGGCACGUCCUUGUUCGUGUAUAGCAUCAACGACCUGUUUGUGUGGGCAGUGUUGAUGCGCCGCCAGCAGAUGGCACUUUUUCUGUGGCAGCAUGGUGAACAGGCCAUGGCCAGGGCCGUGGUGGCCUGCAGACUCUACCGUGCCAUGGCGACCGAAGCCAAGGAGAGGAUCAUGGGUGAUAGCAUUGCAGAGGAACUGAAGAAGUUCUCAAUAGAGUUUGGUCAGUUGGCUGUGGACCUCCUGGACAAGGCCUUCAAGGAGAAUGAGUGCAUGGCCAUGAAGCUGCUGACCUCGGAGAUGACGGACUGGAGCAACUUCACAUGCCUGCAGAUGGCCGUGGCUUCUGGUCUCCGGCCCUUCGUGGCCCACUCCUGCACCCAGAUGCUCCUCACCGACCUGUGGAUGGGCCACCUUAAUAUGAGGAAGAACUCGUGGGUUAAGAUCAUCGUGAGUAUCCUCCUGCCCAUGGCCAUCCAGCUGCUGGAGUUCAAGAGCAAGGCCGAGAUGUCCCACAUACCUCAGACGCACGAGGCCCUGCAGUUUGGGGUGGAGGCGGCCAGUUCUGGAGCUCCGCCCACUGAAACAGCGGUGCAAGCAGAGCAGUGCGAUGCGGAGAGUGGGAGGAACUGUGCUCAGAGCAGGUCAGGUCUGGCUGUACGGUGUCUGCCCUGGGCCAGAAAGGUCUAUGACUUCUACAAUGCACCUGUGGUCAAAUUCUGGUUCCACACGAUGUCCUACCUGGCUUUUCUCAUGCUCUUCUCCUACACGGUUCUGGUGAGGAUGGAGAGCAGGCCCAGUGCUGCAGAGUGGCUGGUCAUUGCAUACAUCAUCUCUACUGCCGUGGAGAAGACCCGGGAGUUGUGGGUAUCUGAGCCGAGGAAGUUCAGGAAAAAACUGAAAGUGUGGUUCAGCGAGUACUGGAAUAUUAGUGACUUCAUCGCCAUCUUCCUCUUCUUCACGGGCUUGGUCCUGCGCUGUCAGUCGGACCCCGCCCGCACUGCUGGGCGCCUCAUGUACUGCCUGGACAUCAUCUUCUGGUUUGUCCGUCUAAUGGACAUUUUAGCCAUUAACCAGCAAGCUGGACCCUACCUCACCAUGAUCACUAAGAUGAUGAGCAACAUGUUUUACAUCAUGAUCAUAAUGGGCAUCGUGCUGGUGAGUUUUGGCACGCCAAGGUGGUCCAUCCUGAAGCCGGACGAGGAGCCUUCCUGGGACCUGCUGAAGCAAGUGCUCUUCCAGCCCUACUUUAUGAUGUUUGGAGAGGUCUAUGCUGGAGAGAUCAACCCCUGCGAGGCAGACCCAGACUGCCCUCCAGGUUCUUUCCUCAACCCACUGCUGCAGGCGGUCUAUCUCUUUAUGCAGUACAUCAUCAUGGUCAAUCUCCUUAUUGCCUUCUACAAUAACGUUUACGUGCACAUGAAGACCAUAUCCAACAAGCUGUGGAAGUACAACCGCUAUCGUUACAUCAUGACCUACCAGGAGAAACCCUGGCUACCCCCACCCUUGAUCCUCCUGAGUCACAUGACCUUGUGUGUCAGCGCACUGUGGCACCGAAAGCGUGGGGCAGCGGGACAAGAGAGAGACUCGGGUCUCAAGUUGUUCUUGGCUCCUGAAGAUUUAAAGAAGCUACAUGAGUUUGAGGAGAAGUGCGUGGCUGCGUAUUUCCGUGACAAAAAUGAAAGCCAGAACAGCAGCCAGCUCAACCGGAUCCGAUCUGCCUCGGACAAGGCAGAGGAGAUGGUGACCACAUUGUCAGAAGUGGCAGAGAAGGUCCAGUUCAUACAGGAAAGCCUUCAAACCCUGGAUGGUCACCUGGGCCGGCUGCAGGACCUGUCCGCCCUAGCCGUGGACACACUCAACCUCCUCUCGGCGACUGACAACAGGCAACAUGAGGCUGUCCUUCUUGGCAACAGCCAGCCAAUCAGAAGACCGUAUCAGCAGCUAUCUCACAGCUGGAGCCUGCGGAUUGGUGGGAACGUCAUGCCCAACCAGGCCCCUCUGUCCCCGAAGGCCUACCGCAGCACUCCACCCUCACUGUUGCGUGGGCUUGGGCUGGGCAAGAAACAUCCUUCCCUGGAAUGGCCACCAGGGGGCGGUGCUGGUCUAUGGGACAGCCAGCCCAAGUGGGUGUUGGGAAACUUGGAUGGGGAUGAUAGUGUUUUUAGAUGUAGGCUCAACGGAGACUCAUAUGAAGGCUCGCCGGCAGGGAACCGCCUUUUGCACGGCUCUUUCUCUCACCUAUGGGGGGUGCCAUGGAGAGACAGGAUGUCAUGCGACUCGUCCGGGCCGUCCUGUCCCAGCUCCCCCACAGGACUCUGGGCUCCUGAGUCCCACCUGCGUCCCAGCCAGGAGGAGUCGAUGGAAGAGGAAGAUGACGACGAGGAACGGAGCGUCUCCAGGGCCUCGAGUCACGUCUUUCUCCUGCCUGACCCCCAGAGUGAAACGGGCAGACGGAUGGGGAUUCUGAACCCCGCUUUCUGUGGUGAUGGCGAAUUAGCCAAGCGGCGGCCGUUCAGGAAGUGGCCUUAUGCCGGUCCAGAGCAACAGCUGGAGCACAGCCGAUCCCUCUCAGCCAGUGUUGAAACCCUGGCCAUGCCCAGAGCAAGGACACCAAGGCACAGCACUACAGGUGAAGACACAGUGCCCCCUCCAGGGCAGGAGGAGAAAGAACUGUCCCGAACCUUGGAAAGAAAGCGAUCAUUUGGCAGGAAGUGUGUAAAAAUCCAGGAAGGCAAAGCAAAGAAUGUAAGGAGGUUUGAAAAGUGCACGCACACGGUGGAGUCCAGCCGGAAGAACAGGGCAAAAGGGAAGGGCUUGGCUGGACGCAAGUUCCGAUCGUCCGUCAGUCUGACCCAGCUGAACUUCGAUCAAGUGGAUUUCUCACAAAAGUCACUGGGUCCGAACACCAGACGCUUGAGCCAGUCUGCGUGGAGCAGCUGGUCCCAGUCUGUCAGCGGCAGGUCUUCAGUACAGAGCUGGGUAACAGGCGAGGCAAGAGGUGCAUUGCUGAAAUCAACUGAAGACUUGGACCCACAUUACUCAGCAAUGGAGAGGAACAACCUGAUGAGAUUAGCACACACGAUACCAUUCACACCUGUCUCCCUGCUGGGAGGAGAUGAGGUGUGCGUGUACACUCUCGAGGAGUCCGACUCCGAGUCCACUCUGAUCGGCACUUCUUCCUGGUGCCAAAGGGGGCAGACUGCCGUGCUGCAGCCCAUUACCCACCAGGGGGCGCUGGACGGCGGUCUGCGCAGAGCCCUGAGGGUGGUGUGUACCUGGGCCGAAGGAGAUGUGCUCAAGCCAGGCUGCGUGUAUGUGGUGAAGGCUUUCAGGACUGAGGUGGUGCGCACAUGGCAGAGAGAGUUCCCCAACAGUACCUCUCUUCAUCUCUGCUUAAGGGAAAUCCAGCAACAGAGAGCAGCUCAAAAGCUCAUGCAGGUUUUCAACCAGGUCAAGCCCAUAACUGUUCCCCACUCUCUCAGGUUCCUGGAUGUGUCCUUGCUUUACUGGCCAGCUGAAGGUGAGUGGCUGACCAUUGAGAGGAACAUGAGCGGCGACUUUAUGAAGUAUAGUAACAACACCGGGGAAGAGAUUGCGCCCUCUUGUGGCCUGGAGGAGACAGUGCUUGCUUUCUCCCACUGGACAUAUGAGUACACAUGCAGAGAGCUGCUGGUCCUCGACUUGCAAGGUGUGGGCAUGGAGCUGACAGACCCCUCUGUGAUCAGGGUGGAUGAUAAGAGCUCAUCUGAAGACCUGGUGUUUGGGCCAGCCAACCUGGGGAAUGAUGCCAUCCACCACUUCAUCCUCAAACACACCUGCAACUCAUGCUGUGGGAAACUGGGGCUUUCAGAUUUAAGGAAAUGCAGUGGUCUUCAGAAAUCCAACUCUGACUCUGAUGAGGACGUGAGCAUGGUUUGACCCGUGACCCAGGAUUAUCAUCUUUAUUUUUGUUGCUAUGGGAAUGGGUUCAGCCCAUAAUCUGCUUCCUAACACUUCUGAUUGUGAACCCAAGAAGAAAUUACAUGUCACUGGUACUUUUAGAUUUGGAGAAUUUUCCCAUGAUUUCACCACUGGUGUAAGAACACAAUGUCAGACGUCUAAUGGGAACGUGGGGACGUGGGAACGUUUUGUUCCUAUAAGACCGGAGCACAAUGUAGUGCAGAUGUCAUUCCAAACUAAUAUGGAAAUUUGGAUAGAACAUAAGGAAGUGGGAAGUGUGAAUGUCUAGCACUACACAUGGUCUCCCGGUUGAUAAUUGUUUUAUACCACUUUAUAUACAGUACAUGUUUAUAUAUACUUAAGCUUAUUAACAAUAACGAGACUAGAAUAACUAGAGAAAUGAUUGUAGUUUGAUACUAUAAAUGAGAAAACAAUUUGCAUUCAUAAAAUUGUCUUUAUUCCCCACCCCCAC